AUGCCUAAUAACGUAGACCAACUGUGCACUUCUCUUUAGACUGCUGCAAGUCCACGGAGCAUGUUAUAAAAAGAUAGGUUCCAGUAAUAGCUUACAGUAAACGUUAUUUGUGACGCAGCCAGGCAUACGAUGCAAUACUUUUCAGUUUUACGCCGCCUAUAAACCGUUUUCCGUGUUUUAGCUACCCAGGAUACCGGGGACUAAAUGGAAAAUUCUAAAUUGAAAGUAUUCUGUGCUUUAGCUGUUUUUGGAUUCCUGCAAAAUGUUCUUCCGAGUCUGAGUUUCAGUGUGGACACCGACAAUCCAAAAAUUUUCAAACAUUCCGUCCCUGGGUUCGGUUACCAAGUGUGUCACUUUGGGUCUGCAAACAGCGACAGCCUGCUGGUCACCUCUCCUGUUCUGGACAAUGUCACUGGUGUGGUGUACAAGUGCUCCUACAAUUCCGGCUCCUGUGAAGGACUGAAAGUGGGGGAUCAUGGGAUUGCGCUGGGUUUGUCGCUGACUUGUGAUGGCAGUAGGGCUGUGGUAUGUGGACCGCACCUCUCACACGACUGUGACAGCUUUUCCUUCCUAAAUGGCCAGUGCAUGGAGCUAAGUCCGCAGUUCACUCUCCUCGAUGUCCAGAAGCCGGCGUUUCAGGAAUGCCGCGAUUUCAGCCUGGACGCUGUGAUUCUAUUCGACGACUCACAGAGCAUCAAAAAGCAGGACUUUGCCACCAUGAUCAUCUUCAUCAAGAAUAUCAUCAGAAUGUUCACAGACCCCCGCACGCAGGUAGCAGUAGCUCAGUACUCCACCAGCUAUUUCGCCGUCUUCCACUUUGAGAACUUUGCUGUCGAACGGAACCCGGAUGUGCUGCUCAGAGAGGUCCAUCAGUCCCAGGGGCAGACCUUCACCCCGUCCGCCAUCCGCUACGUUCUCACGGAAAUGCUGGUCCAGGAGAGGGGAAUGAGGCCGGACUCCAAGAAACUGCUGGUGGUCAUCACCGACGGUAGAUCCAAUGACCCCAGAAACACUUUCGAUGCAGUGAUACCGCUAGCGGAGAAGAUGGGCGUGGUCCGAUAUGCCAUCGGGGUCGGGAAGGACUACUCCAUCGGGGAGCUGCGGCAGAUCGCAUCCUCUCCCAGCAACGUAUUCGAGUCGGACAGCUUUGAUGCCCUCAACUCCAUCCAAGAACAGGUGAAGGAGAAGCUUUUUUCCAUCGAAGGUACCAGUAAGUCCACCUCCACAGCCUUCCAGAUGGAGCUGUCCCAAGGUGGUUUCAGCACCCUGCUCACACAGGACACUAAGUUGUUUGGAGUGGUGGGGGCGUAUGAGUGGUCAGGGGGCAUUGUGGAGCAGCCUCCUGGGGCUAAUAGCUCCUUCAUCAACGCCUCGGCGCAGGAGCCGGACAUCAAGGACUCUUACCUGGGCUACUCUUUAGCAGUGGCCCAGGUGCAUGGUAGCAUGGUGUACUUCGCUGGUGCUCCCCGGUUCCGGCACAUGGGCCUGGUGCUGGGAUUUCAAUGGCAGCCCACCCAGAACCAGUGGGCCAUCACUCAUCGGAUCUACGGGACGCAGCUGGGCUCCUACUUCGGGGCAGUCCUUGGUGUGCUACCCGUCUCGGGCCAGGCCGGGACAAACCCGGUGCUGCUGGUGGGGGCACCCCACUUCCACGGCCCGGGAGUGGGAGGGGAGGUGCGGCUCUGUGCCCUCGAUUCUGGGCCUGCAGAAUGCCCCCGCUUCCUCCGAGGCUCCCCCGGGAAUGAGAUGGGUCAGUUUGGGGCGUCUCUGUCCACUACGCCUGACCUCAGCGGGGACGACCUUCCUGAGGUGGCGGUGGGGGCACCGCUGGAGGAUGGGGGGAGGGGUGCUCUGUACCUCUUCCUGAGUCGUCCGGGAGGCCUUGACACGAAGCACAGCCAGAGGAUUCUGGGAGCGCGUUUGGACCAGAAGCUGCACUAUUUUGGGUUGUCCCUGCACUCAGAUGGGGACCUGAGCUCGGACGGGCUGUCGGACUUGGUAGUGGGGUCUCGAGGUGCCGCCAUCGUGCUGAGGUCGCAGCCAGUGGUAUGCGUGCGGCCCGCGGUCACGCUGCACCCCGCCGUCAUUCCGCAGGACGCCUUCCACUGCGCGGCCUUCCAUGAUUACAGUGCGCCCGUCUCCAUGGCGACAGUGUGCGUUACUGUAGUCCCAGUUCACACGGGGAGAGUACGAGGUCCCUUUCCGAUGGAAGUGUCCAUGUCGAUGUCUCUGGACAGUGGGAUGGAGCCUCCUCGCCUUCACCUCGUCAAAUCCUCCUGGAGAGAAAAUGUCUCAGAAAGCACUGCAGUGUGCUUCAACGUGACCAUCAACAUCCCGGAGUGUAUAUCUGACUACACGGCUGUGCCUUUCUCGGGGGAGCUCACAGUGGGGGGGCACCAAGUGGAGGGCACGGGCGGGCUGAGAUCUGUCCUGAGCCCCAGCUGCCCCACCUCCUUCACACACCCGGUGUCGCUGGAGGAGGUCUGCGGUGACGACUACGUGUGCGUCUCAGACCUCCAGGUGACCUUGAACGUCUCCAGCCUAGUGGUCAUCAAAGCGCUCGAUUUCCCGGUGGAUCUCGUGGUCCACGUGUCCAACCAGGGUGAAGACGCGGCAGGGGCGGCCCUGACGCUGACCUCCCCGUCCUCGCUGUCUUUCAGCCAGGCCACUAAGGGAUUGGGGCAGGUCAGUCUGCGGUGCACGUCCAACCGUCUCAGUCUCAGCAACGUCACACAGACUGUCUGCCAGCUGGGCUCCUACGCGCUCAGGCAGAUGAUGUCGAUGGCUGUGCGAGUCUCACUGCAGGUGUCUGAUCCUAUGCAAGUGGAGGACGGCAUGACUGUCACCGUGUCCAUCAGCAGCACGAACGAGAACAACACCACCCUCCAGGACAACUCGGCUGCCAGCCUCAUUUCCACGCGGCUCCCUGUCAACGUGCUUCUUAAAGAGAAGGACUCCACUCAUUACCUGAACUUCCCAGAGAACAUCACGCUGGAGCACGCGUACAUGGUGGAGAACGUUGGGGAGACGGAGGUCCCUCUCAACGUCAGCUUCAUUUUGCCUCUUGAUCUGGGCUCUGGCUUCAGGUGGAAUGUGUCUCUCAGGAAAGAGGGUCACCCCACUACCGCCUGCACCAACACCAACAUCUCCACCCCCUCUACGCAGCACUGCAGCGUCCCACCCUGCCGCCUGACUUACUGCGUUGUCCCACGUCUCCUACCGGGGACCCACAUCACUUUCACGUUCGACGGAAACGUCAGUUCAGACUUUGAGGUCCCGGGGGCCAAUGUGCGAGUGGCCACCUGGGCCAACAUGUCGUUCGACCAAGCCCGGUAUAUCCAGUACCCCGCGGACCUGGCUCAGAACCACUCCCUUGUGACUGUGCUGGAAACAGCCCCCAGAACCAACAAGGCUGCAGUCAUCGCCGGCAGCAUCUUUGGGUCGCUGCUGUUCCUGGUCGUCAUCGCCAUCAUCCUCUACAAGAUCGGCUUCUUUAAGUCCAAACAUGAGAAUGAACCCGAGACAGAGGGACCCACGUCGCCCCCUGAUGACAAAGAGACGGUACUGUAGCCCAGAGCACCCAGCUUUCAUAAAAGCACGCUGAAGCUGAAGCUGAAGUCCUGCACUGAGCCAGCAGUUUACACAGCUACAGCUGCCCGGCAGUGUGGUGUCCUCACGUGUGCCUGUGUGAACGGCAUCAUCUGUGUCUCUUUUUACUAGACAGAAACACCCCCCACCUUUAUCUUGGUUCGCCUAUCCUGGUGCUUUUUAAUUUAUUGACAUCUUAACAUCACUAUUUUGUGACACUGUGCUUGUGUUCAAUUCCGGCUUUUUUACUCAUGUGAAUAAAAGGGAUCUGAACAUAA
Molecule: messenger RNA, 3866 nt
Organism: Brienomyrus brachyistius
Lineage: Eukaryota; Metazoa; Chordata; Actinopteri; Osteoglossiformes; Mormyridae
Product: integrin alpha-X-like
Exons: 30
Coding region: 205-3570 (1121 amino acids)
Biological process (GO): cell-cell adhesion; integrin-mediated signaling pathway; cell adhesion mediated by integrin
Cellular component (GO): integrin complex; external side of plasma membrane
Molecular function (GO): integrin binding
Source: RefSeq, a predicted model, not a curated record